GAGAGAGAGAGAGAGAUUCCAAGAACAAGAAGGGAAGGCGCAGGAAGGAAGGAAAAUCGCAAAAUGACUACGUCGCACGUUAUCCUCCUCGUCCUUUAUCUGCUUCGCCAAGCCGAACGUUCUCAAGCAAUAUCCGGCAGAGGUAACAGCCAGGUUCUUCUCGGAGAAGUCGACAUCGCGGUUAGAGACGACGGUUCCGCCAGCGAGAUCACCACGGAGGAGCCUUAUUUGAAAAAAUGUAUCGUCGAUGGGAACGCCUAUUCGCACAGUCAGACGAUACCGUCAUACGACGUCAACUCUCAUUGCCUCUGCGUCGCCGGCGAGGUUUAUUGUUGGUGGCAAAAUUAUAAUCCGAGUACCGACUCCUCGAUCGGUUCUGCCUCGUCGUUAUCGACGACGUUGGGAAGCAAUUAUACUCCCAUGUUGGAAGUAAGCACGGACACUGCCGAUAGUUCUGAAGCUUCUGGUGAUUAUCUUAUCGAAGGAACUCUCGUCGGGCAAUCACAAGGACGCGUCGAAAUCAAUUCGACGUACUCGACUACGCCGUCUGCUCCAACGACGUGCCUCGUCAUGGGUAGGGAGUAUCGAGAGGGCGAGGUACUGCCGCAUUCGACCGGAAACUGCGUCGAAUGCAGCUGCGGCUCGGAGGGUCGGGUCGAGUGUUCUCCUCGAGAUUGCGUACCUCUAAGGCCUGAGAUACCGGUCGCACCGGAUAUACCCGAACCACCCGGCGCUGAUUUCGAGGUCUUCGAUUUGGCACGAGACCGAGGGAUCGACGAGGGAUUUUAAUAAGCUUCUUAUUCCUUUUUUCUUCUUCCUCCUUCAUUUCCUUCACCUCUUUCCUUUUUCCACCGUCUAUUCCAGCAAGAGUCGCGAUGGCUCUGCUCGUUCCUUUACCAACGUCGUUAACCUUUUAACGAAUUCGUUACCCAACGAUUCCCUUUGAAAAGGAAAGAAACAAAAAAAGAAAACAACGAUCUUACCUCUUCUUUUGAUUUAGAACAGAGUUCGCGUUCGCAAUGGAUCAUAUAGAUCACCGCGAGACUAAGUUUGAGAAAAGAUUCGAGAAAUCGGCGCCUUCUCUCAAUCGAGAACGUGCCUUUCCAUCUCUUCCAUUUAUUGAUUUCUUUCUUUUUUUCUUUUCCUUUUUUUCUUUCUUAGUCGUAGUAACGCCUAGCGUCGACUUUUUCUAAGACCCUUUACGACUCGUAACGAUCAAGCGAGAUCGUUACACAUCCGAUGUCUUUUCCAAUAAUCCACGAACUUCAAUCACCUGUUAUUAUUACUUUAGUCGAUCGUACCUAAUUUUUCUUUGGCAAGAAAAAAUGACGAAGGACGCUUCGCAAAGUGACGGAAGACGUCGCGUUGGCAAAGAUUGUUCAAAAGACACCGAAAGAAAACGAUACGACACCGAAGAAACGCGUUCCGUUACUUUGCAUGGAAAGAGCUUUUCUCUUUCCAAAUACGAAACUUUCGGUACGUUUAGUGAUUUUUCGAGGGAUGUUCCCCGACCAAGUAGGAAAAUAUCUUUUGUAGGGAACGGCCUAUGAACGUAAUAAGAAGAAAAGAGAGAGAGAGAGAGAGAGAGAGAAGAAGAAGAAAACAAAGUAGGAAAUCGGCCUACACGAUAUUAAUCGAGAACGAAUUUCGUCAGGUAGCUGAGCGAAUACACUCGCGCUACGUGCAAAAAAGUUGACAUAACUCUCAUCUUUAUGGAUUACGCAUUUGUCUUUAUCUAUUACUCGGAUCGUCAUACCUUAGACAUUUUCUAGUCUAAACAUAUCGUAACUGUAUCUUAGUUGUAUCCAAAGUCAUCAUAUCCUAUUCAUAUUCUAGUCAUAAUCAUAGAUCACGCGAUAACUUAAAUUAUAUCGUAUUUCCCUUGCCCGGGAUGAGUGUAAAAAAAUUAUCGAAUAAUCGAAUUAAGAUACACGCAAGGCCAUUAUGCACACUUGAGUCCAACGAAGCAGUAUUAUCUAUUUUUAUAUACGUAUUUUAUUUCAGUUCUAUACCUUGAUUCGAUACUUUUCACGUACGAUGCAAUAAUAGUCCUUUAUCUCGUUUAUGCGUAAGUACUCGAAGCGUCGCUGAUCGAUGCCAGGGACUUUGAUCGGUUUUGAUCUCUCUUCGUUCUCUUCUUUCAUCGAGAAGUAUAAAAAAAGACGGCAUACGUUCGUCCGUACGUAGUAGCUAUAAGUUCAACGAUCGAUUACGAUCAUCGAUUCGUACAAUGAGGUUAUAUUAUGUAUCGUGGUGCGAUCCGUUAAUGUACGCGUAUAAUAAUUUUGGUGCUAAUGAUUUGACACUUCUAAAUCGUCGUCUCGUACUUGGGUACGCGUCGAUGAAACUUUGUAAAAAUCUUUGCUAUAUAACGUUUAUCGUUUAUAAAAUACAACAAUCCGUGCUCGUAUAUAGCAGCAUUUUCUAAAUUCUCUCAAGUAGCGAAGCUGUUCUUGCUGUUUACAAGCGAUUCCAAUUCCAAUAUAUUUUAGGGCCACCCUGUAUAUAUAUAUAAAUCCAUAUAUAGGUAUACGUAUACAUGCGAUAGAAACACGUACCCGUUAUAAAAGGAACCAAGUAUCGAGAUACGAGCUACGCGUUACACACGCGCACACGUACACACGCACGCAGAGGUAUUAAAAUAUAUGUAUAUAUAUAUACUUGCGAAUAAAUAGGCGUAGAUAACUUUAGUUCGAUAGAAUUUGGAUGUCGUAUACUUUUUACAAAUGCGUUUUUAGAGUAUUUCGUUUGACCGUUCCGAUGCAGUUUCAAUUGACCGUGUUGAGGAUUACUAUUAAACAGUCCCUAUUCCGUAAAGAUUAUUUAGAAGCAAGGAAUCGUUCGUUAAAACUUUCGACGGUUGCAAGGCACAGAAAAUUUUCUUCCGAGCGUACGUGUGCGUCUAUAUGCGCGCCUAUGUGCACGUUAUACGGACGUGCCUCCACACAUGGAUACGGCUAAUCCUAUGAAAAGUUAACGGAUCUACGCGUUGGAAAAGCUAAUUGUGAAAGAAAAUGGCCAGAAAAGGGGCUAUGAUUACGUAAUAUAUUUAGGAACGGCGGGAGAGAACAUUACCUAUAGGUAGUCGUAUUAUUAGGUAGACUCCAAUGUGAUAUAUACACGCGAAAGAUAACUUUGUCUAAGAGUUUAUAAUACUUUUGAAAGGCCUGACCUUUCUCAUCGGGCUCGUUAGGAGAAAACUUAGUAACGUGGCGUGUACUACGAGUAACGAAAAAAAAACCCCUCUGUAUCCUUCGAGCGAAAUUUUGGCCAUGUCGCAUUUUCUAUUAAAACGACGAAUGUAUCCAUCGAUCGUGCAUUCCGAUUGCUCGAAAAAAAAAAAAAAAAACAAAACGUUGUUUUUGCGAAACAACGAUUGGAACGCGAUAGGACCACUAACCAAAAUAUUCUCGUUCGAAUCGUACAGAAUCAACGAAUUAACUACAUAGAUCCGCGCAUGCAACAACUUUAAUUCUCGUUACGAUAUUUUUAUUCGACUAUCUUUUUAAAUAACUUUAAAGACACGAUGCUUCGCGUUGUCUCCAAGCUGUCUCCUUUGCCUUUAUCAAUCGUUGUCAUCGACGUUACUUUCUUCCGUAUCGUGAUCCACCAAAGGUUAGUUCGUUGUAAACGCCUAUUACGGAUUUUAGACAAUCCAUAUCUCUUGUUCCGCAAAGGCUCGAUGAGAACAAGCAUGAGGAUUCGAGGAGAGGGAAGGGAAGGAAGGGAUAGAUAGAUUUGUAAUAUAAUUUAGUUGCGAAUCGCGGUGACGUGCCACGGGACCAUCGACGAGGAACGAAGGAUGUCGCGCAUUGAUUUUCCGUUAGUUUUUCUAUUUAAGUAACGAUCUCGUACGUCUUCCAACUAUCCCACACACAGUUAUGUCCACCUUAACGUUCGUGGGAUCUCCUGUCUUCUCAAAAACAAACGAUUGUUAUUCGAAUAAAGGAGGAUCUUACGAU
Molecule: messenger RNA, 3962 nt
Organism: Vespula pensylvanica (western yellowjacket)
Lineage: Eukaryota; Metazoa; Arthropoda; Insecta; Hymenoptera; Vespidae
Exons: 5
Coding region: 64-789 (241 amino acids)
Source: RefSeq, a predicted model, not a curated record